This is a messenger RNA of Mytilus trossulus (common blue mussel), 1834 nucleotides long. RefSeq names its product D-amino-acid oxidase-like. Lineage: Eukaryota; Metazoa; Mollusca; Bivalvia; Mytilida; Mytilidae. The transcript is spliced from 11 exons. The coding region runs from base 142 to 1167 and encodes 341 amino acids. Gene Ontology annotation, cellular component: cytoplasm. The record is from RefSeq and is a predicted model, not a curated record. Gene Ontology annotation, molecular function: D-amino-acid oxidase activity; FAD binding. Gene Ontology annotation, biological process: D-amino acid catabolic process.
UUCUUUUCUUUUAUUUACUAGUAUGUAUUACGCCAACAUUUAAAUAGUAUCGCAUAUACACAUUGGCACGUAACUUUACUUAGUACACACUUACCUAGCAGUGAUGACAGCUUAUCACAAUGAUCACAAGAAAUAAGAUAAAUGAUGUCGAAGCAGAGAGUAUGUGUAGUUGGCGCUGGCAUCAUUGGACUGUCGUCUGCUGUCAGAAUUCAAGAUAAUAUACCAGGGGUUGACAUUACCAUCGUAGCAGAUAAGUUCUCCCCGAACACAUGCUCUGAUGGAUCAGGAGGAUUUUGGGAGCCAUUUUUAUUACCAGAAGAAUCACUGGCUCAAUCAAAUAAAUGGUGUCAGGAUACAUGGGAAUAUUUAAUGAGCCUCGUCAAAUCACCAACUGCAGCAUCUCUUGGUGUCCAUACCGUGUCUGGGUAUAAUUUUACAGGUGUAAAUAUUCCAAAAGAUCCUCCAUGGAAGGACCAAGUACUGGGUUAUAGACGUCUUUCUGUCGAAGAGAUAAAACUGCAUCCUGACAACAGAGAUGGAGUGUUUUAUACAACAAUGAUGAUAAAUGUAAAGAAAUAUCUACCCUGGCUCAUGAGACAAUUCAGAAUAAAAAAUGGAAAAGUUAUCAACAGAAAGAUAAACUCUUUGGAAGAGAUCAUGACAGAUUAUGAUUUAGUUGUAAACUGCACCGGCAUUGGUGCGCAUGACCUUGGUGACCGUACUGUCUAUCCAGUAAGAGGUCAAGUAAUACGGGUAAAAGCACCUUGGGUGAAGCAUUUUUACUUUGACAAAGACCCUUCAGAAACAGGAAAUAAAUUAUAUAUCUUCCCAGGAAAAGACUUCGUGGUUUUAGGUGGCACCUCACAGAAAGGAAAUUGGAGCACAGAUGUAACAGAAUCUGACCGGAAGAGGAUAUUGGAUGGUUGUUCAAGGUUGAUACCCAGUCUGCGGGAAGCGGAAGUAUUACAGGAAUGGACAGGUUUAAGACCAUCAAGACCAACAAUACGAUUGGAAAAGGAAGAUGUUUGUUUUAAUGGAAGGACGAUAACAAUUAUUCACAAUUAUGGGCAUGCAGGAUCAGGAAUUACAUUAUUUUGGGGAUGUGCAAAAGUUGCUUCAGAUUUAGCUGUGGAGAGCAAUAGACUAAAACAACAAUCAAAAUUGUAGAAAUGAACUUCGAUUAUAACUUCAUUUAUAACUUCGAUUAUAGCUUCAUGUAUAACUUCGAUUAUAACUUCAUGUAUAACUUCGAUUAUAACUUCAUUUGUAAAACUUCGAUUAUAACUGCAUUUAUUACUUCAUUUAUAACUUUGAUAACAACUGUAUUUAUAACUUCAUUUAUAACUGCAUUUAUAAGAUUCGUAUUUUAUUUUAUAUUAUUAUACAUAUACACUAUUGUUAUAGGAAGCAUGUACACAUAUCAAUGGACUUACAAAUAUUUUGUGCAUUUGAUUAAACAAUAUUUACAUAAUUAGUACCCCAAAAAUAAAGCAAUGAUAAAUUGGCUAGCUAAGGAACACCAGAUAAAUGUUUGAAUCAAUUUUUGGGGUGCAUAUAGGCAUUAUAUGGUGAAUAUCGUCAUGCACAUGACGUCAAUGUGGGUACCACAUACACACAUAUAUAUAUAUAGAUAUUAUAUGCGAAAUGGAAUUAACUUGGAUAUGAUAUAUUAUGUAAACAUAUAAAAUAAUAUGGUUGUAUUGACGAGUAUAACGUAUAUUUGGGUGGAUGUGCCAGUAAUGUUUUUCUUUAGUUUAUGUUAUCUAACAUAAAUGCUAUUAUAACAGUUUGUUAAUAUUUGUUAAUAUUAUUAAUGAUUACUACGUUAUUGUUA